Trichomycterus rosablanca is the source of this 4489-nucleotide messenger RNA. It is a transcript of the gene stox2a, whose product is annotated as storkhead box 2a. Gene Ontology annotation, cellular component: cytoplasm; nucleus. NCBI's taxonomy places the organism in Eukaryota, Metazoa, Chordata, Actinopteri, Siluriformes, Trichomycteridae. The transcript has 4 exons. Bases 455 to 3607 code for a protein of 1050 amino acids. The record is from RefSeq and is a predicted model, not a curated record. Gene Ontology annotation, molecular function: RNA polymerase II transcription regulatory region sequence-specific DNA binding. Gene Ontology annotation, biological process: regulation of transcription by RNA polymerase II.
GUCGGUCGGUCGGUCGGGUCGGGCGCUGUGUGAUCACAUCGGAUCACCGGAUCGUAUCGUGAACGACGCGCUGUCGGGAGAAGCUGCUCAUCCUGCGGUGGAUUAUAAACUGUGUUUUUUACAGGCGCACGAUUCGCGGUGUGAGUGUGCCGGUGCUUUUUUAACGCGUCCCCGUAGUGCCCGAUUCACGAUGCAGGUCUGUGCUGCAUAUUUACCGAGCAGAGCUGCGCUUCAUCAGGAUCGGAACCCCGCUGUGAGACCACAUGCAGUCAUGCAUCCAGAUUGCGCGUGAAUCGGUGAGAUUUGAGCAGACCCUUGGUGGACCCGUCGGGCUGGCAGCACCCAGUGCCAUGCAUCGGUCUCCUGGUUCCUCAGCAGCACCCAGUGCGCAGCGCGGCUGUAGUGUGGAGCGCCUGGCCUGCCUGUGAGGAACCAGCUGAAGGAACCAGCCGGGAUGGAGAAGUUCCUGCAGAUCGCGCCCCACUCCCUGGCCAUCGUGCUGAGCCGGGUCGGAACCGAUGACUCUCCCGCGGUCGCCGACGAGCUCCAGCACCAUCACACGGGCUACGAGAUCUUCGCCGACUUCAAAUCCGAGAACAUGCAGCACUUCUGGAACAAGAAGGUGACGGACGCCAUAGCGGAGACCUUCUUUCUGGGGUGGAUAGACGAACAUGUCCUGCUCAUCCAGGGCAAGGAGGACCACUUGGAGGUGCUCAGGGAGGGAUGGACUCGAAGGGCUCUCAAACCACCGCGAGGCUUCGAGAUCAAGUGUAUAGGUGACGUGUCUCCCAUCAGCAUGUCUCCCAUCAGCCAGUCUCAGUUUAUUCCACUCGGUGAGAUUCUGUGUUUGGCCAUCUCAGCCAUGAACUCGGCACGCAAACCUGUAACACAGGAGGCGCUGAUGGAGCACCUCACUACCUGCUUUCCAGGCGUCCCCACACCGAGUCCGGAGAUCCUACGUCACACGCUCAACAUGCUGGUCCGGGAGCGGAAGAUCUACCCCACACCAGAGGGCUAUUUCAUCGUCACACCGCAAACCUACUUCAUCACCCCCUCCCUUAUUCGCACCAACAGCAAAUGGUACCACCUGGAUGACCGGCAGCAACAACAACAACAGCAACAACAACAGCCACAGCAACAGCAACAACAACAGCAACAACAGCAGCAGCAGCAGUGUACAUCACCCCAGUCUGGCACAAUUACCCCCUCCACGUCGGCCUGUGUACGGGAACGGCUCAACCACAAGAACCACUGCGACUCCUACAACUCGUACCGCGACGAGGUGCCCAGCAAUCACACCACGCUCCAAAGGAAAUCGCCGAAAGAACCAAAAGGAGAUCCUCCGUCAUACCCGCAGCCCCCGCCUCCCCCGUCCACCGCGCAACACCUGGCAGAUCCCGACAAGAGCAGGACCAACCCGUCCUUCACCUACAAGACGGACACGUUGACAAAGAAGAAGGAAGGGAGCAUAGGGGGCAGCAGCGAAAGGCAAUCGAAAAAGUUCGGCUUGAAGCUUUUCCGUCUCAGCUUCAGGAAAGACAAGACGAAGCAGCUCGCCACCUUUUCUGCGCAGUUCCCGCCGGAAGAGUGGCCUCUCAGGGACGAGGACACGCCCUCGUCUGUCUCCAUCCCUCGCGAGGUGGAGAUAGAGAUCAUCCGGCGGAUCAAUCCCGACCUGACGGUGGAAAACGUGGCGCGCCACACCGCCGUCAUGAAGCGCCUGGAGGAGGAGCGGGCGCAGCGCAGCAAAGCCAGCUCGUCCGCUCAGCACAGCGGGCGGAGCCGUCGCAGCCGGGGCCACCGGCGGGUCCCGCACGGAAAGUCUCGCUCGCAUAGCAAGACCCGGACGUCUCGAGGGGAUCCGUCGGAGAGCUCCAAUCUUGAUCUGGCGGCCGUGGGACUGGACAGGGAUUAUCGGUUCUUCAGUCACUCGCUGGUGCGCUCGCCGAGGGAGGGGAUGUACACCGUGGAACGCAGGAGCGGCGCCGCCUACCUCGUUCAUAGCAACCCCAACAUCGCAGAGUCCUAUUUCCCAGUUACGCCUGAAUGGGAUGUUUCAGGGGAGCUCGCGAAGAGAAGGACGGAGAUGCCCUUCCCAGAACCUUCUCGUGGAACCUCCCACUCCAGGGUGCACCGGAGUCACAGCCACACGCAGGACCGCAAAUCCCGGAACGAGCGGACGGACAAAGCCAAGGAGAGAUCGCGAUCCAUGGACAACUCCAAGGGUCCACUGGGAAGCGGAAGCUCCAUGUUAGGGCCUUCCGAGGACUACGAUCGGAGUCCGGACCACCGAAGUCGCUACUACACCGACGAUGGGACGCUUAGGGCCUCAUCGCAAAAAACCUCCCAUUAUUCGCGCAUCAUGUUUUCGGCGGCUAAGUUCAGCUCCGAGAUGUCUGUGCUCGACAUUGGCAAGAUGAGCUUGGACACGCCUCUGGAGAGGAACAAGAGUCGAGACAGCCUUCCAUCCUACAGUGACAUGAAGGCCCUGUCGCCCAAACCUCUGGCCGAUGACUACUUCCAGUGCAAUACGUCGAACGAAACAAUCCUGACAGCGCCCCUGCCGCUGGGUAAAUCCGACCACGACACUUUAACGCCGGCAGACGGGAUCCGAAAGGGAUCGCCGGCCGAUCGGCAGACGCCGCACCUCACCUCCCCUCAUACCAUGGACUACAAAGAGGACACGUCCACCUCCAAGGGUUCCGGUAAACCCACGCCGAGCCAGACGCCGGAGCCGAUAUCUAGCGGACGUUUAAUACAGCACCAACAACACAACGCAGACCCCGGGGGCGGCGGCGGCGGCGGGGGCGGCGUGAUGGCGGACAAGCGGAAAGAGAUCUUCAGCAAGGACACUUUGUUCAAACCACCGCACAGCGUCUUGACAAUGAGCUACGUGGACGCCGGCUACUCGAAGCCGGGCACGCUGCGAAAGAUGCCGCACAUGAAAUCGGCCGAGGUGCUCGAUACCCUGGAAUCACAGCCUCCGCCCAACUCCGCCCCCUUACCCACGUCGGCCCCGGGCCCUACGGGUCAGGAGCAGGGCAACCCGUCCGCGUCAGAGGCCGCCUUCGACUACUACAACGUGUCGGACGACGAGGACGAGGACGAGGAGGAGGAGGAGAGCUCUCACAAAGAGACGGCUCCUCCGGAGGUUAAGGGCAGGACAGGGGGUGGAGACACUGGUAGCACGGGUGGGGUCGGUGUUGUGGGCGGGGUCGGGACUAUGCAGUGGCUGUUGGAGCGUGAGAAGGAGCGCGAUCUACAGCGGAAGUUCGAGAAUAACCUGACGCUGCUGAGCCCCAAGGAGAACGAGAACACCAGCAGCCAGAAGUCGGCGCACUCGGCCCGGCUGGACAGCAUGGACAGCAGCAGUGUCACUGUAGACAGCGGAUUCAACUCACCACGAACGCGGGAGAGUCUGGCCUCCAACACCUCCAGCAUCGUGGAGAGCAACCGGCGUCAGAAUCUGGCGCUGAGCCCGGGACACAUGGGCAGCUCGCUGAUCGGUGCUCCGUUCUCCUUCCGCUCCGUGGCCGAGGCGCCGGGCACGCAGGCCGAAAAACUGCAGAAACCCAACAACUGCCUCGCCUCCAUCACCAGCGUCUGACCCGGCCCGAGCCCGAGGAGAACCCACCAAAAAAACACACCGGGCCGAGGAGCGAGAGAACACAAAAAAAAACUGAAAACAGAACUCAGGCCGGGUCAAAGCACCUCAAACCUCCACGGGGACUGUUAAACCCACAGGUAUGGCUUCCACUGACUGUUCCUACAGCAUCGCAACAAACCACUGCAAAAAAAAAUGAGAAGAUAAAAACACGAAGAAAUAAAAAUACAAACGGAAACGAAUCACGAUUUAUCUCGAUCAGGAAAUCCGAGCGAUAUUUUCAUAACCCGGGAUAGUCUUCAAGUAUCUGCUCAUCUUAUUAUUUCUGUUCGAUUAUGAUUCUGUUCAUUUUGUGUAAUAAAGGUUGUUUUUUCAUCCUGAUGAUGGAUUAAGGUUGCACUCCUGACUCAAACCGGAUCGGAUCGUAUCGAAUCGAAACGUCGCAGAGAGGAAGAUGAGGAAGAGGAAGAAGAAACGCCACGCCGGUCUGAAACCUCACGUCCGAGCGAGAGAUCAAAAUUCCAUGAUUCAUGAUGUUGUAUAAUAAUAAAUUUGAAGAAUAAAAUCAUUCCUCAUGACAGUUAGCUCUGUUGUUAAAGUAAUAAGAACUGGAGUCAUACUUUUCAUACGCUUAUUAAAUAAUAAAAAAAGAAAGAAAUAGUACUUAGAUUGACUUAAUAUAAAAGAAAACAAACUUAUUCUGAAAUUAAAGGAUUCAUCAUUUAGGAAUAAAAACGAGGACUGUUCUUCUUUUGUUUUUGCUUAAUUUUCUUAUUAUUUUUACGUUUAUUUUGAUCGAAUCCCAGAUGAGUGUAACGUGUGUGACUGUACUGCUCUCACUCGACCAGUUUACCUGUUUCAUUAAAGUUUCUAUCUGACAUUGAA